Camelina sativa (false flax) is the source of this 958-nucleotide messenger RNA. Its product is annotated as large ribosomal subunit protein bL27c. Gene Ontology annotation, cellular component: ribosome. Gene Ontology annotation, molecular function: structural constituent of ribosome. The record is from RefSeq and is a predicted model, not a curated record. NCBI's taxonomy places the organism in Eukaryota, Viridiplantae, Streptophyta, Magnoliopsida, Brassicales, Brassicaceae. Gene Ontology annotation, biological process: translation.
GAGACGAAACGAUAGAUAAGGUAAAGAGAAGAACUUUUUUUUUUUUCACAAAUAAAGAGAAGAACUUAUUCACUCACUCUUCUUCUUCAACCUCUCUCACAAAAGAACCCUAAUUUCAAAAUCCCCACAGAGAGUUCUCUGUUAGGUUUAUUGUCGUAGCAAUGGCGAUGGCAACAUCGAUGAGUGUGAAUCUGAUUGGUGCUUUUAAAGGCUUGUCACUCUCUUCAACCUCGUCGUUCCUCAGAGGCGAUUUGAAUUUAUGCCCUAAAACAACCUUCACUGUGACUCUCCCAAUGCAAAACCUCCAAGCUCCGAUUCCAUUGACGAUUGAGUCUGCGCAUAAGAAAGGAGCUGGUAGUACUAAGAACGGUCGUGAUUCUCCUGGUCAAAGACUUGGUGUCAAGAUCUAUGGUGACCAAGUCGCUAAACCUGGCGCCAUCAUUGUUCGUCAACGUGGCACUAAGUUCCAUGCUGGGAAAAACGUUGGGAUUGGUAAAGAUCAUACCAUCUUCUCUUUAAUCGAUGGAUUAGUGAAGUUUGAGAAGUUUGGUCCUGACAGGAAGAAGAUAAGUGUGUACCCUCGAGAAAUUGUGCCAGAGAAUCCCAACAGCUACAGAGCACGAAAGAGGGAGAACUUUAGGUUGCAGAGGGAGAAGAAGAAGGCAAGACGUGAGAACUACACUUACACUAUUCCUACUCCUCAACUUGUCCUUGCAUCUGCAGCUAUCGAGGAUGCUGAAGCCAACCCCGAGUGCUAGUAAACGGAUGUGAAGUUUUCCUUUUGUCUCUUUUUGUUUAGUCUUGGUUCGUGAAAAUAUUCCUUUUGCUAAUUCACAAGAAGCUUGAGUUUCAAGAGUCAUUUGUAUGUGUCUAAUCUACCUCUCUUUUGUCAAGUUUAGUCCAAGCCUCUGCGGAUUUACCCAACCGAGUCACGAGUGUAUUCAAAUGGGUUAUUAUU